Messenger RNA from Acanthisitta chloris (rifleman), 290 nucleotides. RefSeq names its product polyadenylate-binding protein 2. The annotation marks the transcript as partial. NCBI's taxonomy places the organism in Eukaryota, Metazoa, Chordata, Aves, Passeriformes, Acanthisittidae. The transcript has 3 exons. The record is from RefSeq and is a predicted model, not a curated record. Gene Ontology annotation, molecular function: RNA binding.
GAACUGGAGGCCAUCAAGGCUCGAGUGAGAGAAAUGGAAGAAGAAGCUGAAAAAUUAAAAGAAUUACAAAACGAAGUGGAAAAACAGAUGAAUAUGAGUCCUCCCCCAGGGAACGCCGGCCCUGUCAUCAUGUCCCUGGAGGAGAAAAUGGAGGCCGACGCUCGUUCCAUCUACGUCGGCAACGUGGAUUACGGCGCGACGGCCGAGGAAUUGGAGGCUCAUUUUCACGGCUGCGGCUCCGUCAAUCGCGUCACCAUUUUGUGUGACAAGUACAGUGGCCACCCCAAGGG